This is a messenger RNA of Kalmanozyma brasiliensis GHG001, 2493 nucleotides long. Its product is annotated as Zinc finger, CCCH-type. Lineage: Eukaryota; Fungi; Basidiomycota; Ustilaginomycetes; Ustilaginales. The coding region runs from base 1 to 2493 and encodes 830 amino acids. The transcript has a single exon. Gene Ontology annotation, molecular function: metal ion binding; protein binding. The record is from RefSeq and is a predicted model, not a curated record.
AUGACUGCUACUCUCUUUCAGGCCGUCAAGGACGGCAACGUCGAGCUUGUCAGCUCCCUCCUCGAAGAGCCUUCGCUUGACAUUGAUGCCCGCGACGAAACCGGAAACACUGCUCUCCUCUACGCAGUCCGAGGUAACCACAUCGACGUUGUCUCGCAACUUCUCGUCAAGGGUGCCAACGCCAUCGACGUAGCCCAAGACUCGACGCUCAAGCAGAACCCCGAGCUCGAAGCCAUGAUCAACGGCGCGUUGCAGCACACCCAAUCCACUGCCUUCCAGACUGCCCCCGUCAUCGACUCUCACGGAGGCAAGCAGCUUCCUGACGGCACCGUCAGCUACGUUCAGCCCCCCAACUACCAGGCUCACUCGUCCAUGGACGCAUCUCUCCACCAGCAGCACGCUUUCCACCACGCCAUGUCUCAGCCUAUGUACCCCUUCCAGCCUCCGCACAACAGCUUCUUCGACCCAACACACCAGCCAGAGCACCGUGGCCAUGCCUCCAAGGACAGCGCUUCCGGCAGCCUGCCACCACCUGACGUUGCAAAGAUGAUCCCUUGCCGCUUCUUCCCCAACUGCCGUUAUGGCGACAAGUGCAUGUUUGCUCAUCCUGUCGCCAUGCCGUCGUCCGCGUCCAACGCUGGGCCCGUCUCGCCAGGCGCCCAGAUGUUCUACCCCUCGCACGGCUAUGGCUACCCCGCCUAUGGUCCUCCUCAGCACUUCUACUCCAUGGCUCCUCCCAUGCCCAUCCAGUACACCCAUGCCGGCGUUCCGAUGCCCGUUCACAUGCCUCCUCCCCCGCACAUGGCGCCUGCUUCGCACUCUGCUGAACAGGGCGAGUCGUACGGCAACCACUUUGACGCGCAACACCAACAGCCUUUCGAGCCUGAGCAGGCGCAAGAGGACGACACCAAGAAGGCGACCGACAACGAAGCUUCUCAGGAUGCUCCGGCCGAGACGUCGCCUGCCGCUGUCUCCGAGGAGACCAAGGCCGACACGGCUGCUGUCGCCACGGACAAUGAGGCUGCGAAGGCAUCAGCACCAACAAGUGCCAGCAACACCACCUCUUUCAGCGCUUUCAUGGCUCACCACGCUGCUCCUUUCCAGCCAGGUCCGGGCGCACCCAACGGACUGUCGGUCGGAGCCGACGGCAACGUCAUGAGUGGCUCGCAGCCUUUCUCUCGUGGCUCCAAGGGCCCCCGUCGCGGUGGAGCAUCGAUGGGUGGCGCUUUCGGCUCGCGCACCGAGUUUGGCAAGCGCUCCACUGAGCGCCCCGCCUGCCACUUCUUCGCUCGCUCUGCCUGCAAGCACGGCGAGGACUGCCGCUUCCCUCACAUCCUGCCCGAUGGCACCGACAUGCGUGGGCCCAACGCUGGUCGUUCGAGUCACUCGAUCGAAGCAGCUCGUGCCAUCAACCGCGCAUUGGCUGCCAAGAACACCAGAGGCUCGACCAACGGCUCGCAUGCCAACGGAACCGGUGCUGCUCUUUCUCAACAGACUGGCGCUGCCAGCGACACGAGCAGCCUUCCUUCUGCCUCCACGAAUGUGACGGUGUCGACUUCGCCUGCCUCGGCCCAGACCACCAUCACCUCGGCCGACCAGAACGAGGCUUCCGAGUCUCCUUCCGCCGACAAGGUUGUGUCCCAGGAUGCUCACGAUGAAAAGCCCGAGGCCGUCGUCAACCACCCCGCUUCGAAUGGAGCUGCCAAGAAAGAGCAAGUCAAUGGCCCCAAGGCGAACGGCGUCACCGCUACUGCCUCGGCAUCCUCCGCGCCAAAAGCGACUGCUUCGGGCAAGUCCGAGUCCAAGGGCGAGAACACGGCUAACGGCAAACGCGUCGCUGCAGCUGGCAAGUCGGAAGACGGCAAGCCUGCUUCCGCUCUGCCUAGCAGCAUCAACGGCGACCGCAUCCCUGCGUCGGUCCCCUCCAAGCCCGUGCUCAACGGCAAUGCCAAUGGAGCCGCUCCUGCCAACCGACAGAAUGGCGCCAAGCCCCAGCCGAACGGCGUUCAGGGCGGCAAGGGCCAGCAGAACCAGCAGGGCGGUGCUCGCGCACGCACCAACCAGAACGGCAAUGGCCGCGCGAACGGUCAGACCGGUCAGAACGGCGCUGCCCAGAAGAAGUAUGCGCCUCAGCAGCGCCUGCCGAGUGCGGACGACUUCCCUGCUUUGUCGAUUGGCCCCGGUUCAUCGGCGCCUGCUGCUGCUCAAGCGUCCAGCGCGAACGGUGCGGCCACCAAGGUCAACUUCUCGGCCAUCUUGUCGGCCCCUGCGCCUCCUAAGAAGCAGCCCGAGCCCGUCAAGGAGGUCGAGGCUGCCGCUGCUGCCGACGAUAAGGUCACCGCCGUUUCGUCGGAAGAAGUCAAGCAGACCGAGACUGAGUCCAAGUCGAGCUCGGCUGCCGCUCCCAAGCAGCCCUCUUCGACUGUCAAUGGCACGGCCGCUCCGAUGCUUGACUUUGCUGCCGUAGUGCAAUCGAACCCCGUCGCCGUCUGA